Molecule: messenger RNA, 2652 nt
Organism: Beauveria bassiana ARSEF 2860
Lineage: Eukaryota; Fungi; Ascomycota; Sordariomycetes; Hypocreales; Cordycipitaceae
Product: tudor domain-containing protein
Exons: 1
Coding region: 1-2652 (883 amino acids)
Biological process (GO): mRNA catabolic process; regulatory ncRNA-mediated gene silencing
Cellular component (GO): nucleus; cytosol; RISC complex
Molecular function (GO): nuclease activity; RNA binding
Source: RefSeq, a predicted model, not a curated record
AUGUCCAAGCCAUUCAUCGGCAACGUCAAAAGCGUUCUUAGCGGCGACACUCUUGUUUUGACCAGUCCGAACAACCCUGCCACCGAACGAAACAUUUCUCUUGCCUACGUCACCGCUCCUCAUCUGCGCCGCGACGGUGACGAGCCCUUUGCCUUCCAAUCCCGCGAGUACCUCCGCAAUCUUGUUGUUGGCAAGCCCGUGCAGGCUAUCAUUCAUUAUACCAUCCCCAACUCUGGACGAGAAUUUGGCACCGUCAAGCUCAAGGAUGGCACUGAGCUUCCCGAUGAGCUGGUCAAGGCUGGUUGGCUAAAGGUUCGCGAGGAUGCUGGCAAGAAAGAAGACUCUGAGGAGAUUCUAAGUAAGCUCGAGACUCUCCGUGCUCUCGAAUCUCAGGCAAAAGCUGAAUCCAAGGGUCUGUGGGCUGGCACUGGUGGCAUGAUUGAGGUGCAGAAUGACCUUGGUAGCCCCGACUUUAUCAAGGAAUGGAAGGGCAAGAUCGUUGAUGGUAUUGUUGAGCGUGUUCUCAGUGGUGACAGACUUCUUGUGCGCCUGCUUCUAUCUGAGAAGAAGCAUGUUCAGCCCAUGACCCUUCUCGCCGGUGUUCGUGCCCCUGCCACCGAAAGAGUGCAGACCUCGACCGGAGCUACACAGCCCGCUGAAGAGUAUGGUAACGAGGCCAGGGCCUUUGUUGAGUCUAGGCUUCUGCAGCGUCUUGUCAAGGUCGAAAUUGUGGGCGCUAGUCCUCAGGGACAGCUGGUUGCCCACGUCCUCCACCCCCGCGGUAACAUCGCCGAAUUUCUCCUUCAGGAGGGCCUCGCCCGAUGCAAUGAUUUCCACUCUACCAUGCUUGGCGAAAAGAUGGCCCCGCUCCGUGCUGCUGAGAGACAAGCACAGGCUCAGAAGCUUCGUCUACACAAGAACCACGUCGCCAAGGCUGACGGCGGAAACCAGGAUAUGGCCGUCUUCAAGGUGAUUGCCGCCGACACCAUCAUCGUGCGCACCAAAAACGGCGGUGAGAAGCGCAUAAGCUUCAGCAGUGUUCGUGGUCCCCGUACCAAUGAGGCUUCGGAAGCCCCGUUCCGUGACGAGGCCAAGGAGUUUUUGAGGCAAAAAGUUAUCGGCAAGCAGGUCAAGAUUAGCAUCGACGGCAACAAGCCUGCCACUGAGGGCUUUGAGGCCAAGGAGGUCGCCACGAUCACAGACAAGGGUAAGAAUAUUGGCCUGGAGCUCGUGGAGGCCGGUUGGGCCAGCGUUAUUCGCCAUCGCAAGGACGAUACCGACCGCUCGCCCAUUUACGACGAGCUGUUGGCUGCACAGGAAAAGGCCAAAGAGGAAAAGAAGGGUAUGUGGUCAGGCAAGCCGCAAAAGGCUAAGCAGUACCUCGAUCUUUCCGACAACCUACAGAAAGCGAAGAUCAUGCUCGCCACUCUUCAGCGCCAGAAGAAGGUCCCUGCAAUUGUUGACUUUUGCAAAGCCGGUUCUCGCUUCACUGUCUUGAUCCCUCGUGAGAAUGUCAAGUUGACCCUUGUUCUUGGUGGUAUUCGUGGUCCCCGCGCCCCCCGCCCCGAUGGUGAGGGGGGCGAGCCCUUUGGCAAGGAGGCUCUCGACCUCGCCAAUCGUCGCUGCAACCAGCGCGACUGCGAGGUCAAUAUUCAUGAUAUGGACAAAGUCGGCGGCUUCAUUGGUGAGCUGUAUAUCGGCCGCGAAAACUUUGCCAAGGUCCUCGUUGAGGAGGGUCUCGCCACGGUGCACGCCUACUCAGCCCAAAAGUCGGGCAAUUCUACCGAGCUGUUUGCUGCUGAGAAGCGCGCCAAGGAAGGUCGCAAGAAUCUCUGGAAGGACUGGGACCCUUCCCAGGAUGAGGAGGAGGAAGAUGAGGCUCCCGCAGAUACACAAGAGACCGAGGUUUCCCUGGAGAAGCGUCCCACUGAUUACCGCGAUGUUGUCAUUACCAACAUUGAUGGUAACGGCAGGCUCAAGAUUCAAGAAAUCGGCAAAGGCACGGCUGCUCUUGAGUUGCUGAUGAGCGACUUUCGCAAGUUCCAUCUCGAUUCCAAGAACAAUAAGCCGUUGGGCAAUCCCCCCAAGACCGGUGACUAUGUCUCGGCCAAGUUCUCCCUCGACGGCCAGUGGUACCGUGCCCGCGUCCGCGCCAACGACCGCACUGCCAAGGUCGCCGAGGUCCUGUUCGUCGACUACGGCAACUCGGAGAAGGUUGCUUGGUCUAACCUCCGCCCUCUCGAACAGAGCCAAUUUGGUGCACAGAAGCUCAAGCCUCAGGCCACUGACGCCUCGCUAUCCUUUGUGCAGCUACCCACUGGCGCAGACUACUUUGACGAGGCUGUCGCCUUCAUCGCUGACCUGACCGAGGGCAAGCGCCUUGUCGGCAGCUUUGACUACGUCGACACCAAGGAGAACAUUAGCUACGUUACGCUCUACGACCCGAAGACGGACGGCGGCCUUCCCGGCCCCAACGAGUCGGUCAACAACGACAUUGUCGCCGCGGGCUUCGGCAUGGUCCCAAAGAAGCUCAAGGCGUGGGAGCGCAGCAAGCCUUUCGAGCCCGUCCUGAAGCACCUCCGCCAGACGGAGACUCAGGCCAAGGCCGAGCGUCAGGGCCAGUGGGAGUAUGGUGACCUGACUGAGGACUAA